Pseudocercospora fijiensis CIRAD86 is the source of this 1746-nucleotide messenger RNA. RefSeq lists its product as uncharacterized. NCBI's taxonomy places the organism in Eukaryota, Fungi, Ascomycota, Dothideomycetes, Mycosphaerellales, Mycosphaerellaceae. The annotation marks the transcript as partial. The record is from RefSeq and is a predicted model, not a curated record. The transcript has 8 exons. Gene Ontology annotation, biological process: transmembrane transport. Gene Ontology annotation, molecular function: transmembrane transporter activity.
GACGAUAGAGCGGAUGUCGCUCGUGGGCGCGAUGCAGACAAGAUCGAUCAAAGCUAUUGGCUAUCGGUCAACUUCAUCGGCACGCUCUUUGCCACAGGAAUGGCAUUCAUGGGAGGCAUAGGAGGCUUUGGUUUGAUUGCCCCGAUUCUGCAAGACAUCAACGCUGAGAUUGGUCCUUCACCAAACAUCAACUGGGUGUCGCUCGCGAAUAUCACCUGUGGUGCUGUCUUCUUCCUGCUAGUUGGUUCUUUGUCGGAUAUCCUGGGACGAAGAUGGUUCUUCGUCUUUGGAUCUGGGCUGGCAUUGAUUGGCAGCAUUGUUGGCGCGACUGCUAACAGCGUCAACACGCUCAUCGCGUCGCAGGUGUUGAUUGGUAUUGCUGUGGCGUUUCAGCAGUCCUUCUUCUGGGUAGUCGCAGAGAUUGUGCCAAUGAAGUUCAGAUAUCUUGCCAAUUCGUACUGUUACGCCAUGACCACGCCAACAAGUCCACUCGCCGCUCGAGUGGCCUACUCUCUUCAGACUUACCCUGGCGGCUGGCGCAACUGCUAUUACCUCUUGAUCGCUAUUAACGCGACAAGCAUGAUUGCUUGGUAUAUUUUCUAUCACCCACCGACCUUCAGCAUGCUGCAUCGAAAGAGGCUGGCGAGAGAUCUCCUUCUACACUUCGAUUGGAUCGGUCUCCUGCUGUUCAGCGGCGGACUCUGCAUCUUCAUCUUCGGAUUGAACUGGGGAGGUGUUCUAUACCCCUGGAGCUCUGCUCAUGUGAUCGCAACAAUGGUCAUUGGAGCCAUCACCCUCGCAGUCAUCCUGCCGGCGUACGAGAUCUUCAUUCACAAACGUGGAAAGCAACCAUAUCUGCCGAUCCAUCUAUUCAAAAACAUCAGAUUCAUGUCUGCGGCAGUCAACAACGGACUAGCCGCGGGUGUCUAUUACGGCUUCUCGCUCGUGUUCCCACAGGUCGUAACAGUCAUCUAUUACGGUCGAGGUGAAAUCAGCAUGUAUGAUGUCGGUACCCAGGCCGGCCUUGCUCCCAUGGGUUUCGUCUUUGCUCAGGUAAGCAUCGGCCUCUUCGUUCUUGUUCGAAUUAGACCCAAAUGGGGAAUGGUAGGCUCCGCUGUGGUCGGCUGCGCUUUCCUCACUUCUGUGGCUUCCAACAUCGACAAUCGCGCCCAAACGGAAGGACUCUUGGUCGUCGGCGCUUUCGCGAUGGGUCUGGUCGAAGCUCUCGCAACAACCACUGCUACUUUCUCACUCCGCUCGCAAGAAGAGAUUGGCCAAGGUGGUGGAUUGACGGGAAGUAUGAGAAAUUUCGUCUCGGCCAUCGCGACAGCAGUGUAUACUGCGACCUUGAACAAUCGAUUGACUGUGACGACCAAGCAAUAUGUUGCUCCCGUCGCGACAAACAUGGGACUGUCACAGAGUGCCCUGCCUGCUCUGAUCGAUGCGCUUGGAAACAAGGGCCAGUACUCCGCCGUGCCAGGAAUCACGCCCGCUAUUCGAGCUGCAGUCCAAGAACCAUAUCGAGAGGCGUUCAGAGACGCGGCGAAGACGGUGUUCCUUGUUUCCCUGGCUUUCUCUGGAUCUGCUCUCAUUCUCGCAUUCUUCACUACCAAUAACGACAAGUCCACUGCCAAUUACGUGGCAGGAGCCGUGCAUAGCGGCAAGGAGGAGAAGCAGUACAAUGCCGAGUUUAAGGAGCACAGGAGGGCGAGCAAUGUUGGCCAGGAGGCAGAGGCUGCUGCAUAA